Molecule: messenger RNA, 1879 nt
Organism: Ailuropoda melanoleuca (giant panda)
Lineage: Eukaryota; Metazoa; Chordata; Mammalia; Carnivora; Ursidae
Gene: DMC1
Product: DNA meiotic recombinase 1
Exons: 14
Coding region: 168-1190 (340 amino acids)
Biological process (GO): DNA recombinase assembly; mitotic recombination; reciprocal meiotic recombination
Cellular component (GO): nucleus; condensed nuclear chromosome
Molecular function (GO): DNA strand exchange activity; double-stranded DNA binding; ATP binding
Source: RefSeq, a predicted model, not a curated record
CGCCAAACCUCCUGGUCAGUGACGCGAGGGCUGCCAGUCUCAGCGUUGUGGUUCGGAGUCAGAAUCCCUGAGGACGGGAAAGCCCGGGCUGGGGGCGGCAGGGAGUCGCCUUGAAAACCUCGGGGAGACUGUGGAACUGAUCAUUUUUCUGCUGCUCACCUUUCAAGAUGAAGGAGGAUCAAGUUGUGCUGGAAGACCCAGGAUUCCAAGAUGAAGAGGAAUCUUUGUUUCAAGACAUUGACCUAUUACAAAAACAUGGAAUUAAUGUGGCUGACAUUAAGAAACUGAAGUCAGUAGGAAUCUGCACCAUCAAAGGGAUACAAAUGACAACGAGAAGGGCACUAUGCAAUGUCAAAGGGCUCUCAGAAGCAAAAGUGGACAAGAUUAAAGAGGCAGCCAACAAACUUAUUGAACCAGGAUUCUUGACUGCCUUUGAGUACAGUGAGAAGAGAAAGAUGGUUUUCCAUAUCACCACUGGGAGCCAGGAAUUUGAUAAGUUGCUAGGAGGUGGAAUUGAAAGCAUGGCAAUCACAGAAGCUUUUGGAGAAUUUCGUACUGGAAAAACCCAGCUCUCUCAUACCCUCUGUGUGACAGCUCAACUUCCAGGAGCAGGUGGCUAUUCAGGAGGAAAGAUUAUCUUCAUUGAUACAGAAAAUACUUUCCGUCCAGAUCGCCUUCGGGACAUUGCUGACCGCUUCAACGUAGACCACAAUGCAGUACUGGACAAUGUCCUUUAUGCACGUGCAUAUACUAGUGAACAUCAGAUGGAGCUACUUGAUUACGUAGCAGCAAAGUUCCACGAAGAAGCUGGCAUCUUCAAGCUAUUGAUCAUUGAUUCAAUAAUGGCACUUUUUCGAGUGGAUUUCAGUGGUCGCGGGGAGUUGGCUGAACGGCAGCAAAAAUUGGCCCAGAUGUUGUCACGACUCCAAAAAAUCUCCGAAGAAUAUAACGUGGCUGUGUUUGUGACCAAUCAAAUGACUGCUGAUCCAGGAGCAACUAUGACUUUUCAGGCAGACCCCAAAAAACCCAUCGGGGGGCACAUUCUGGCUCAUGCUUCAACAACAAGAAUAAGCUUGAGAAAAGGAAGAGGAGAACUGAGAAUUGCCAAGAUUUAUGACAGCCCCGAGAUGCCUGAAAAUGAAGCCACCUUCGCAAUAACUGCUGGAGGAAUUGGGGAUGCCAAGGAGUAGGUGGCGAAUUGAUGCAAAUUGCUUCUUAGUGCUUAUUAGGAGCUGAAGAAAUGGAAAAGCAGUCUCAAAUUUCAGACCUUAAAGUAAGAGUUUGUUUUUUUCACAUGUUAUUAGAGGAAAGUCAACAAAAGAAAUUUAAAUCUUGUAUUUAUCCUAAAAGUCCCUGAUGUAUAAUCAUUAUACGUUGUAUGUCAAUUCAGGAAUAUAUAUAUAUUCAUGCAUGUGUAUAUAUAAAUAAAGCUAUUGAAAACUAGUUGGGAAGGGGUACCUGAUCCCAUCACUUUAGCUGUCCAAAAUCAGCCACUAAACAGAAAGAAAAUCUAAGAGCUCAGAAAUGCCCCAUUCUCCUACCAUUUGCCCUUGAACACUUACAGAGGUGGACACACUUCCAAAGGAGGGAGCCAUUUAAGGAAGGAAUAUUUACAGGACACACAAAAAAGCUUUUUUUAUUUACAACAUCAAACUAUACACUCACCUUACAGCAAUGGAAAAGUAAUAUUAAAUUAAACUAAAUAUUAAACGAUUUGACUUUUUGACAAGUUGAAGUUACCUUUAAAAAAUGUGUUUCUGAUACAAACAUAUUUUAUGGGGUGAUAAAGAGGAAGGUAACUAGGAACUUUACAGUUUGGGGUAAUCAAUAUAGCAUGAGUUUUAUAUUUUAAGCGUGGGAUUGAGAAUAGCUAAUAUUU